Colletotrichum gloeosporioides is the source of this 2319-nucleotide messenger RNA. RefSeq names its product White-opaque regulator 2. The coding region runs from base 1 to 2319 and encodes 772 amino acids. NCBI's taxonomy places the organism in Eukaryota, Fungi, Ascomycota, Sordariomycetes, Glomerellales, Glomerellaceae. The record is from RefSeq and is a predicted model, not a curated record. The transcript is spliced from 4 exons. Gene Ontology annotation, molecular function: zinc ion binding; DNA-binding transcription factor activity, RNA polymerase II-specific. Gene Ontology annotation, biological process: regulation of DNA-templated transcription.
AUGGCUCAAGAAGACAGCCCAAGCAUCAGCACCAGCACGAGUGCCAGCACUGCAACAAGCGUGCCUGUACCUGCUCCUGCUUCUGCUUCUGCUCCUGCCUCUACCGAGACUACUGCUGCUACAGCUCCCGCGUCUGUUGCGCCUACGCCUACGCCUACGCCUACAGCUACAGCUACAGCUGCUGCGCCUGCAUCCUUACCCGUCCCGGCCUCUGAUGCCAACGACGUCGUCGCUUCCUCGACAACCUCUACUAAUUCUGUCCCUCCCCCGACCACCUCGACCUCACCUCCUCCUCCUCCUCCUCCUCCUCCCUCCGCGACCCCGACCCUCACCUCGACCCCGACUGCCUCUACCGAGACGACGUCCACUGCACCUGCGAACGCGUCCGCGACCGCUUCUGCACCGGCGCCCGUCACUGCGACUGCUCCUCCUGCCUCCGCGCCCGCGCCUGCUCCUUCCGCCGUCGCUCCUGCGCUUCCUACCCACCAGCAGAACGGUGACGCGAGGGCGUCUUCGUCGCCCGCCAUGGCCAACAACCAGCCGCCUGGCCACCCGAGGAGCUACCCGAGCCCGAACAACUUCCCCUCUCCCAUGCCGCAAGGCCAGUACGCCUACCACCAGCCGACCCAGCCUCCUCCCGAUCCCUAUCGAGCCAGCCCUGGCGCGCCUGUUCCCUCUCUCCCGAGCAUGAAGAGUCUCGAUCACCACUACCCCUCGGCCGCGCCGCAGCACCAGCCUAUGCCCAUGCAGAUGCCAAUGGCUCCCAACGCCGGCAUGCCCUACUACCUGCCCCCGGGCGUCCAAAAUCCAUACUUGGCGCAGGAUAUGAACAGCAUGCGCUAUGCCCUCCCGCCAGGCCACCACCACGAUCCUAGACUGAUGCGUGGUCCCGGAGGCCCCAAGAAGGAGAUUAAGCGCCGGACGAAGACGGGUUGCUUGACGUGUCGCAAGCGUCGCAUCAAGUGCGACGAGGCGCAUCCCACUUGCAACAACUGCAAGAAGUCCAAGCGCGAGUGCUUGGGUUACGACCCAAUCUUCAAGCAGCAGCCUGGUCCUUCCGCCAUCCAGCCCGCGCCCAACACCCAGCGCGUGCCGACCCCGACCAUCCCGUCCGUGCCUUCGUCCGUCCCUCCGACGGUUCCCACCGUUCCGUCGACGCCCGCCGCCCCGGCUCCCGUGUCCGUCGCCUCGUCCAACCCCUACGGCAACCAGCCCGCGGUCCUCCCCAGCUCAUAUAACGCCACCGUCGCAUCCUCUCACGCACCCCUGGAUCCUGCUCUGUCCUCAGCAGCAUCAAGCGUCAAGGCUGAGCCGAACCCGUACGAUUUCGCGGCCCCGAUAGAUCCGGCUCUGCAAAGUCUACCCGCUCAGGCCACCAUCUCUUCGACGCAUCAUCAGCCGUUCUCGGCCGAGCAAAGGGCAGGCUUCGACAACCAUCUCAGAGUUACAAAGAUGAAAAUCGAUGAGCUUAUCGGCCUCCUGGGCCCUGCUGCUCCCACCCAGGAGAUCGCCCUCACCCCGGAGAUUUUCGGCGAAAUCAUCAGCAUUUACAACGAGGUGUACGCCGUCGGCCUGCAAUCGUUCUUCGAAACCAACUGGUUCCAUGCCAAGGAUGCUCAAGGCAAAUUCGCUCUCGAGCACAACCAGCCAAUCAUCAGCCAAUUCGCAUCCUUUGUCAAAGUCCUUCAGGCCGUCCCCGCCAAUGACCACACUCAGAUGGCCCAUUCUGGAGUUCUCGAGGCCCGGUUGAUCUGGGCCCUCGCCAGUAUGCCAUGCAGCGGUGCUACCAUGACGGCCAACACGGAUGCGAAGUUCUUGCCCUCUCCUGAGGAUCUGACGGAAGCUGCCAACAGAGUCAGGGUUUUCGAGACCCUUCUCUCCGGCGACUUCCUGCCCUCCAACCCCCUCGCACCUCCCGUCCCCGACGCCAACCCCCAUCGCCAGCAGGAAUUUGAGUUUUGGCACAACCUCGCCCAGUACCUGUGCCAUCAUGAUGCCGUCAAGCGCGACGAAAUCCUUGGUAAUCUCCGGCUGCAACUGGGUGGCAGAGAAAACCGCGAUCUCAUCUACUCGAUUGCCAUCUCCCGCGAGAUCUCCCCGAGGGUUGAACCCGGCUUCGAGAGGAAUAUUCCCCAGCACAUGGACGAGUCCGACCCUAAGAACCGGCUUUACGUGGCGAACAAGUUUAUUCAAGAUGAGGCGCAGGUCACAGGAGGAACGACAAAUAUUGUCCGACGUUUCAGUGAGAUCGCCGUUCGAUCUUUCAUCAGCCCGGGUGUCAACAUUGCGAGGGGCUCAGCCAUCCCAGGACAGCAAUAA